GCUGAUUAAAAGUGGAUGAGAGUUGACUCACAGACAAAUUGGAGAUGUUUGCAGGUUUCAGUUGGCAACACUAUCAGCAAGUGACAGUCCGGUCAAAUAAGUACAACCAUGACUUUAAAUGACCGCGAUAGAGAAGAUGAAGGAUCAAUGUAGCCUGAUGUGAUUGCAAAGUGGAGCAUUCUACAAACCUUUACCGAAAGCCAGGAGACUGGCAGUUUAAUCUGCAGCCUGAAGCAUAUCAGUGAGGAUUUGACUGCAUUGGAGGUGGCAAUUCAUUGGCAUGUAUGCAUUUCUCUUUAACCGGAUUUGUUCCUUGAAAUAGUAUGAGACAGAAGUCUUCACCAGCCCUGGCUCAUUUAGGAUUUAAAUUUCUGUAUAUCAUCUCAAAGGUGCGUUGUAGCAAAUGUUUUCUGAGACUCUUUCCUCGUGAAGUUGCCGAUUUACAGCCUGUGUUGGAUCUCCUCUGCCUGCAAGAUCUAAACGUCUGUGAGGUUUGUUGUCCUCCCUGAUGUCAAGCAGAAGAUGCUGGCAGACUUCUGGCACUGGAACCUCUCCACUCUGUCUCAGGCUUCCUACUAGACCAUGGAGGGGACGGCAUGCUGCAGUCUCUGGUAUCAACGUGGGAGCAGGUCUUUGGCUGCCAACCUUUCGAUCUCCACUCGGGCUCAUCCACAUAUAGUGGCACAAAACACAGAACUGACAGACAAAGAAGAGGAGGAGGGAUAUGACAUCCCAGAAGAGAUGGAGAAGGUCAUAGAACAAUUGCAGUUUGGAUUGAAAGAUAACACCAUUGUCAGAUGGUCUGCAACAAAAGGCAUUGGCAGGGUGACCGGUAGACAUCCUAAAGACUUGGCAGAUGACAUGGUUGGCUCAGUGCUGGUCUGCUUUAGCUUCAAGGAGAUGGACGAUGCCUAGCAUGGGGGCUGCGUGGCACUGGCAGAACUGGGAAGGAGAAGCUUUCUGCUUCCAUCCAGACUCCCAGAUGUGGUCCCUGUAAAGGCUCUGACCUAUGACGAGAAGUGGGGUGGUUGCAGUAUGGGCUCCAGUGUCUGAUACUCUUCAUGCUAUGUGUGAUGGGCCUUUGCUCUUGCCUACGACCCAUGAAACUCCAGCCGUUUGUCAGUCCCAUUGCCUGUGUCCUGGUGGUAGCUGCUGUGUCUAACCGGGAUGCCAAUUGCAGGAGAGCUGCUUCUGCUGCCUUCCAGGAGAAUGUUGGGAGACAGGGUACAUUCCCACAUGGCAUCGAAAUUCUCACCACAGCGGACUACUUCACUGCUGGAAACCGGACAAACUUAAACAUAAGUGUGUAUAUUGCCAGUUUCCCAGAGUACACCAAGCCUAUGAUAGACCAUCUAGUAAACAUGAAGAUAAACCACUGGGAUGGUUGCAGCCGAAUGCUGUGCUGCCUGGCUCAGCAGUUCGAUGAGAAGAUUGAGACGUAUCGGGCUCACGCUGGCUUCACGUUCCUGCAAAUCCUUCACUUCAAUAACCUAGUAGUACCUCACAUCUCCCACCGGGAGGAGCUCUUGAGGAUCUUUCCCAGCUCGGAAGCAAAGACGUUAAACUGGAAAUCCCCAUCUCCAGGAUUUUCCUCGUAUCACUCAGCUGCUGGGAAUGCCUGCUUACCAGUACCACACCCUGCUGGGGCUGUCCGUCCCUGCGACAGGACAGACAGAGUCUAUGGAUUGAUUCUCAGCCCAGUCCCUCUUGAUUAUUUUAAGACGAUACAACAGGACACGACUGCCAUGAACAAUUUUGGGUCCACUUUGCUGCAGAUCUUCAGGGAUAAUGAGCGGAAUGACAGGGUCACCAUCCCACUGCUGAAGAUGAUUAAUCAGAUGCUGCCCAAUGGAUGCUUUGAUAACUUUGCAAAAGAAGAAAAUCAUCAGUUUGGCAUGGACUUGCUUGCUCUUUGCAAAGAAGAAAUCAGGAAGUCCAAAGGCACCCAGAAGCUUCGAUCCAGCAUUGCUGUCUUUUGCAACUUGAUUCUGUUCCAAGGGAACAUCCGGAAGAAGGUUCAGUUGCAACUUUUGCUGAUGCUCUGUCACCCGUUCCCUGUUAUGAAUAUCCAGGCACAAAAUACAUUAAAAUAUGGAAAACAUUAUGCAUCUCAAAGAAGUAUUGAAUGUGCUACAUGUGUGUUUUCUGUAGCCAGCAUUACUCACUGUGCCCCCUAUAGUAAAAACACCUAUAGUACAAAGAAGAGUGUCAGAGCUAUAUUUGUUCAUGUCCCUAUGGUAAACGUAUCAGAAUUAAAGCUAAUGUAAAUGGGUUAGCAUUUUAUUAUUGGAUAUCUGUUAUAUAUCUCUAAAUAGCUGCACUGGCACCUAAAGAGGAAAAAGCUACAAAACCCUUAGCUAACUAAAUCACACCAUAGACAAUAACAUACACACAUUUUUUUUGAAGUUUGUGGUGUUUUUGACCUUGGGUAGCAUCAGUAAAGUACAUGACACAUGUCUAACCAAAGUUCUGACCCUGUCAUUACCCCACCCGAUUUCUAUCUGCAGCUAUGAUUUACAGUAUGGCCAGGUGAAGUGGUGUCAUAUUGUAAAUCGCACUCAGGUGAUCAUCAUAAGCCAAUAACUAGAAUUGAUUUAGUGCAUUUUCAUCCAAUAAAAAAAAUCCCUAAAUAUUCCCGGAGGCAUUAACAGCUUUGUAGAAUAUAAGCCCUGUAUUGUUUUAUUGUCCAUGACCAAUGAGGCAGCUGUUAACUGGGUCAUGUGGAAACUGGAAGCUGGCCAGCUUUUAUUCAUCCAGCAAAAAUCUGCAAUCAGAAAGCCAAUGAGUCAGUAAAUUGAGGAAUCCAUACAGGCAGGGGGUGGUGUUCAAGAUAUGCUCUUGUGUGAGUAAUGGCAGGCCUGGGUUGCAUUUUGAUUGUUUUUGGCUUCUUUGGUAGGCACCCUAGUUUUGAACCGUUAGCUUAUUGGUUAGCUGCAUUGUUUAGACGCGGAGCAAGGAGUCUGGACAUGAUGCAUUCACGUUCUUGAUGUUUCGGGAUUGAACUAUAAUUAAAUUUUCUCCCUAGGUAGUAGUUUUUUCUCUCACACUGGAAGUAAAGUAGUACUCCGAUGCCUAGUUUAAUUACGUGGCUCUUUACCGCCCCCCCCACUCCCACCCCAACAUCUUACUCUGUUUGUCUACAGCAAGACAAAGGAACAUCUCUAGCCGUGGCCUUGAUGCACUUUGCUUUAAAUGACUGAUAUAAACGCUGAUAAUACGAUUAUCUGUAAUAAUUGUUCAGUACAUUAUGUAGUUGAGACUAAACAAAUUAUACAUAGUAUCACAACAGUCAAUUAUUGUUCCAGCCUUAGACAGAGGUGUAGCUUACCAAAACUUACUGCCCUGUGGAAUAUUUGUUUAAAGAUUUUCUGAUGCGAUAACAUUAUAUAUUACAUACAAGUAUCUAG
Polyodon spathula (Mississippi paddlefish) is the source of this 3407-nucleotide messenger RNA. RefSeq names its product tubulin-specific chaperone D-like. Gene Ontology annotation, molecular function: beta-tubulin binding; GTPase activator activity. NCBI's taxonomy places the organism in Eukaryota, Metazoa, Chordata, Actinopteri, Acipenseriformes, Polyodontidae. Bases 1062 to 2267 code for a protein of 401 amino acids. The record is from RefSeq and is a predicted model, not a curated record. The transcript has 20 exons. Gene Ontology annotation, cellular component: lateral plasma membrane. Gene Ontology annotation, biological process: bicellular tight junction assembly; adherens junction assembly; tubulin complex assembly.